CUGUGACGCAAACGCGUUUUGUCUGGGCAUGCUUACUACGCCUGAACAUAAACAAAGACUAGACGUGGCUCUGCAUUAAACUCUGCUUUCCUGCUAUAAUAUAUGUGGUAACACACCUAGACCGCUUCUUCUACCUGGAGUCAUGGAGAACGCCCUAUUGAUGCGAGUAAGUGUGUUUACAGACCAAGGAGGCAGAAAAUACAUGGAGGACGUCACCGAGGUAAUAGUCGAGCCCGAGCCGGGAGAGGAAGAGCCGACUGCGGGUGAGCGAGGGGAGAGUGCGGGGUUUGAUGGUACCUCCAGCUCUCUGAACAAAGACAAUGAGCCAGAUCCGAAAGACGGAACCGUGGAAUCUCCGCAGGUCACAGAGGCAUCCGACGACCCAGUGCGAACUGAAGGCCGAAAAAUAUAUGUGGAGACGUGUUUACAGGGAAAUGGUAAACCACCCCGAGAGGCUUUGCCGAGUAGCACGACUAGCUCCCGCCGGUCCGUGGCAUUCUUUGCGGUGUUUGACGGCCAUGGAGGUCGCGAGGCUGCACAGUUUGCACGAGACUAUCUUUGGGAAUUAAUCAAAAAGCAGCGGGGGUUCUGGUCCGACUGCGACCAGGAGGUCUGCUCGGCUAUACGCAAAGGAUUUGUAGCCUGCCAUCAUGCUAUGUGGAAAAAGCUGCCUGAAUGGCCCAAAACCCUCACAGGCCUCCCGAGUACAUCAGGAACCACGGCAAGUGUUGUGGUCCUCAGAGGAAACCGCAUGUAUGUGGCCCAUGUUGGAGAUUCUGCAGUGGUUCUGGGGGUCCAAGAUGACCCGUCAGUCCCUUUUAUAAAAGCUGUGGAAGUCACAGAAGACCACAAACCUGAAUUACCAAGAGAGCGGGAACGCAUCGAAGGUCUAGGGGGGAGCGUGAUCAAGAAGUCGGGAGUGAACCGGGUGGUCUGGAAGAGGCCGAGGCUCUGUCACAACGGCCCAGUUCGCCGGAGCACCGUGAUUGACCAGAUACCUUUCUUGGCAGUAGCCCGAGCUUUAGGUGACCUGUGGAGCUAUGACUUUUACAGUGGGGAGUUUGUGGUGUCUCCAGAGCCAGACACUGACGUGGUGAUACUCGACCCCAGAAAACAUCGCUACAUCAUCCUGGGGAGCGACGGUCUGUGGAAUAUGGUUCCCCCGCAGGAGGCCAUCUCCAUGUGUCAGAACAAUGAUGAUGAAAUGGCUCCGCGUGAGGUAUCGAGUGCUCGACAGCUGGUCAGCCAUGCUCUGCUGCGAUGGCGCCAGAGGAUGCUGCGUGCGGACAACACCAGUGCCAUUGUGAUUGCCCUGCUAGAGGCAGGAACCUCACAGGAAACACUUCAUCAUGAAGAAGUGCUGCUCGACCUGGCCCAGGUGUCCCAGUCUCCGCCCACCUCCCUAUCCAGAGCAGACACCCCUCUCCUUCAGCGGCCUCAGGACGAAGACUCUACCGCUGCCGUGUGUGACUUUCUUCCUCCUCUGGAGAGACGCGAUGGAUUAUCAGGAAGCAACAGCCUGUUCCACAUGAGUCUGUCUGACCCUUUUGCACCGCUGUGUCCCAGCAGCAGCAGCAGCACUGACUCUCCCAGUUACCCCAGUUCAGUGACUGGCAGGACAGUCGGCAGCAAAAGAACUAGUAAUGGAGCCAUCUCAUCAGGAUUACUGCUGAAGAAAGCCAAACGCAGGACUUGUGACAGACCGCCGUUGGUGCAGCACAACGCAGAGAAGAAACAGAAGGAAUCGAACAAUGUGUCCCCCAUUCUCCAGCAGCAUAACAAGACCAGCGUGUGUGUGUGCUGAAACAAACACACACACACACACACACACCUUUGAUGUGCGGCCUUUCUUUAAAAGGAUAUUCCAACCAAAAGUGAAAUUUUGUCUGGCAUAUUUAUAUUUAUAGUUAGUUAAGUGGGAAAAAACAAUUUUUAACAAGCCCAGUCGUUCUCCUGACCCGGCUGUACUCCUGUAGCUUUAGCUUAGCAUAAAACCCAGUAAGUAAAUGGAUCCAACUAGGAUUAUGCUACAUACUACUUACUUAUCACAACAUGCCCUAUAGGUUAUUAAUUGUAAGUCGCUGUGGAUAAAAGCAUCUGCUAAAUGAAUAAACAUAAACAUUAUUAUUUUGGCUUGGGGUCGGUCUGAUUAUUUAGGUCACCAUGCAGAAUUGGGAUCACUACCCAGUGAUUUUUAAAGACUUUUUUUUUUUACUUACAAUGCUAGUUGGAUCCAUUCACUUAUUGUGUUUUAUGCUAAGCUAAAGGGGUACAGCUGGGUCAGGAGAAUGACUGGGGAAAAAACAUUUUUAACCAGCCCGCUUAACUAACUCUGGGAAGUAUGUCAACAGAGAAAAUUUCCCUUUUGGGUGGAAUAUCCCUUUAAGGGCGGUGCUAAGAUGUUUUCCUUUAGGAAUCUUUGUUUUUUCCUUUUUCUGUUGAUGAGAAACCAGUGAAGCAGUGUGUAGGACUGGGUAACGACACCUGGCUGUCCACACAUGCUCCUUGUAGGGUUUCACACAUCCGCGUUGUGCACCAUCACAGCCUAAACCUGAGAGUCUGCAGAGAACAUGAAACUUUCUGUUUCAGUUAGCUUGCGCCGGAGUUGGGCUACAUUCACACUGCAUCGUGUUGUGAUCCAGAUCAGACUCUGCUGUCCAGAGGAGACAGGAAGCAGUGAGCUCAAGCCUAAACAAGCUUCCCCUCAUCAGUUGAUCUUCAUUUAGUCUGUUACAGUUCUGCAGCAGCUUCAGAAGGGACGCACACGUGUAGCACUGUGUUUACAAAAGUAAACAUGGUGCUCUGACGUCUUACGGGUCUUUUCAGAACCGUAGACUCCAGGCAGAGACACCAGGACUAGGAGCGGCUAGAGUAAAACCUAAAAGCUCAUUCAUGUUCUGCCCUAAAUCACUAGCGGGUCAUUUUCUUAUUGCACUUGAGUGGACAGAGCCUCUUAGAUCCUACUCACAGAGUAUUCAACCUGCCGUACUUCACCUGUCUCUUAAGUCCUGCACGAAUGAAGGAUGAAUCGUGUGGCUGGGUAAAUAUUAUGGGUUUUAUAGCCAAGUAUUUAAAUAAGAAGAACUCUUUAUGUAAAGCAAAUCUAUUUUUAUAAAUGGUUUUAUUGUGUGAUGAUGGGUGAUCAACACAGGAGCUCCACCUCUGCUUUCAGCCUGAACCCGUCGCUCCGUCAUGUGCAGAGCUCGAUUUGAUUUAAUCUCUGGAAUUGUGUUGUGAAUCGUAACUGAUGGUGCUGCUACGGUCACGAAUCGGUGAGCUAGUGUGUUGUGUAUUAUAUGGAAGUAUGUGUCAUUUUCAUUUGACCUGCGUAGGUUAGCAUUGAUGAAGUUUUAUUUUAUUGCACGGGGCAUCUUUGGGAAAGCUUCCCCUCUUCCAUUUAACUAAGUUUUUAUCGAAUAAGCCUGCAGAUUAUAAACGUGUAAACCCCAGCCUGUUGUACACAUUUAUAAUCUCCAACAAUGCCUUCUGCCGGUCAGAUUAUUUCUAACAGCAGAUUUUUCCUGAAUCUCCCACUGAACAUUUAGGUGGACUGACCACUCGGCCCUCCUUUGGUUCAGAGAAAUCCGAUUUCAAAUUAAAAUGUUAGCACCUAAUUGUGCUGCCAGACUUCUAAUAUAGCUGCAGCGUGUGUGUGUGUGUGUGCGUGUGUGUAUAGAAAGUCAGUGUGCUGCAGCUCUAGUUGUAUUAUGUGAGUUUGUAGGUUUCCCAAGAUAAUGUUUUGCACUAAAAUUGUAAUAGAAAAGGGACGAAUUAGAGAAAUAGAUUAAGAAAGGAUGAUUAAACUAGAACACAGCAACAGGAAAAUGUCUGGUAAUAAUAAGACGAGCUGUUCCUUGUAGAGGCCGGCCAAUAUGUUUUUUUCUAAGGCCGAUGCAGAUUUUUAAAGAGUGUUGUUGCAGAUGGCCGAUAUCUAAAGCUGAUUAUUAAGGCCGAUAUACAUUUUAGCAGCACAUUGAUUGUGAAAGACAACUGAACACUCACUGUGUGCAAUAUAAAUUCAAUAAGUCAAUAAAUCUCAAUACUUAUUGAACUUCAAAUCAAAACAAACUCAAAACAUAAAAAAAAACUAUGUUGUGUUUAGGGACCUUUCUUCAGUCUAUUAGUGACGGCAGUUGGCCACACAGGUGCCUGAAUAUUUUCUUAUAUUGGCUGUAAAGAUAAUUUCGACCGAUAGAGAAAAUUGAAUAUAUCGUCCGGCCUCUAGCUCUUGGUGUUCCCUCCCUCAGCUGCGUGGCGCUUGCAGAGCGAAGCCAAACCCCUGAACGGAGAUGUGACCGAUUUAGGUUUUUAAACGAGCGAAGUGUGAAGUGUUGCCGCCCGUUUCACUGAAGAACCGGAGAUGUGACUUUAGCCGCCUGAGCAGAAAAGUCUUGAUUUGUCAGAUGAGUCUGCUUUCCAGCAGCGUUCUGUGGAUUAAUGAUAGUCUGUGUCUCCAUAGGAUAAAGGUUUGAUGCGCUCAGUCUCCAGUCUAAUGUUUUUGUGGUGUUCUUAACAAACCUCACUAAACCUUUAUUUACUCCUUUCUUCACAACCUUCGUUCGUACUAACAGCUGCAUGUGUACAGUAUAAAUGUAAAACACACUUAUCUCAAAAUAAACCUAUUUAAAUAAAAUGAAGCAGAGUGAA
This is a messenger RNA of Nothobranchius furzeri (turquoise killifish), 4647 nucleotides long. RefSeq names its product protein phosphatase, Mg2+/Mn2+ dependent, 1Da (gene ppm1da). Lineage: Eukaryota; Metazoa; Chordata; Actinopteri; Cyprinodontiformes; Nothobranchiidae. Gene Ontology annotation, biological process: peptidyl-threonine dephosphorylation; negative regulation of gene expression, epigenetic. Gene Ontology annotation, molecular function: cation binding; protein serine/threonine phosphatase activity; mitogen-activated protein kinase binding. The record is from RefSeq and is a predicted model, not a curated record.